Molecule: messenger RNA, 588 nt
Organism: Brugia malayi
Lineage: Eukaryota; Metazoa; Nematoda; Chromadorea; Rhabditida; Onchocercidae
Exons: 3
Coding region: 1-588 (195 amino acids)
Source: RefSeq, a predicted model, not a curated record
AUGUACUACCAACGACAGUUAUGCUUACAUUGGUGGUUUUUCUCUCUAAUUAUUACUGUAUUUGCUGAUCGUUACGAUUUUCAAUAUCCAUCAUCAUCGUUAUCAUCAUCAUCAUCGUUAUCAUCAUCAUCAUCUUAUCUGCGAAGGUUGUCUAACAGAGAUGGCUUAACACGUGAACGUGAUGGAAUGCAUCGAAUUAUGAAAAUUUAUCAUUAUGAUAAUUUGACUGAUUGUGAAAGUGCCUGUGAGAUACCGUGUGGUACGACGUACGUAAUCCGAAAUGACGUCGAUGAACGACGACAAUUUAUUUGUAUGCAACGUAAAACACCUGUUGUUUCAGCAUUUAUUAAUAUUAGCACUACGGGCAUUAUUCCAUUUAUUUUAGCUGCUGCACUGGUAUUCCAGAUAUUAUGCGGUUUAUUGAUAAUAACAUGUUGCUGCUGCAUUCGUUGUGGUUGUCGACGAAUGUGUCAUUCCAGAAAUUCGUCAAAUGAUCCGUUGGUGAAUGGUGAAUUCAGGGAGACGCUUGAUUCAAAGGAUAUUGGUUAUUUGAAGAAAGAAGCUGACAGGAAGAUUAUCACUGUGUAA